Molecule: messenger RNA, 1666 nt
Organism: Quercus robur (English oak)
Lineage: Eukaryota; Viridiplantae; Streptophyta; Magnoliopsida; Fagales; Fagaceae
Product: heterogeneous nuclear ribonucleoprotein 1
Exons: 6
Coding region: 177-1334 (385 amino acids)
Biological process (GO): regulation of gene expression
Cellular component (GO): nucleoplasm
Molecular function (GO): RNA binding
Source: RefSeq, a predicted model, not a curated record
CCCAAUCGAAAAUUUCAAAUAAUAAAUUUCACCUCCUGAAAAUCUCUCUCAAUACGCGCCGUUUCGAGCUAGGGUUUCUGCAACACCAAGAAAACCCAAAGAACCAAAGAAACAAGCUCAGCUAAACCUAGCUAAGUCCUAGACGAAGCUCAAAACCCCAAAAUUGGGAGCUUCAAAUGGAGGAUUACGCAGAACAAUCUCAUUUCGAAGACGACCAAUUCGCUUACAAUGGCGAAGAAUAUCGCGAAGAUUUUGAAACCCUAGACCACCGCCACCACCACCAUCAGCGGCGAGAGCAAUUCGAUUCAGAGCGCGGUUUUGAGCCGGAAGAUAAUAUAAAUAGCUCAGGCAAUGAGAUAAAGCACUCAUCGAUUGUGGGUCACCGUGACUCUGCCUCUCUAGGAAAGCUUUUUGUUGGAGGCAUUUCGUGGGAGACCUCUGAAGAUACCUUUGCUAGUUACUUUGGUCAGUAUGGAGAAAUAACAGAUUCUGUAAUUAUGUUGGAUAAACAUUCGGGAAGACCACGGGGGUUUGGAUUUGUAACAUUUUCUGACCCAACAGUUGCUGAUAAGGUUUUGGAGGAUGAGCAUGUUAUAGAUGGUAGAAUGGUUGAAGUGAAGAGGACAGUCCCUAGGGAGGAUACAGACUAUAAGGGGGUAUCAAAAACAAAGAAGAUUUUUGUUGGUGGAAUUCCACCAUCUUUGACCAAUGAGGAGUUGAAGGAAUACUUCUCUUCUUAUGGUAGUAUUGUUGAUCACCAAAUUAUGGUGGAUCAUAAAACUGGGCGGCCUAGAGGCUUUGGUUUUGUCACUUUUGAGAGUGAAGACAGUGUUGAAGAAAUUUUUUUGGAGGGAAAAAUGCAUGAACUUGGAGGCAAGCAGGUGGAAAUAAAAAAGGCAGAACCCAAAAGAGCUGGCGGUGAUUACAGGGGCAAUGCUGCUAAGUCAUAUGGUGGUUUUGGUGGUGGUGCAGCUGGAUAUGGAGGGUAUAAUUCCAGAGGUCGGGGUAGUGGAAAAAUGGACAGGGGGUAUGGUGGGUAUGGUGUCUAUGAUGCAUAUGGCGGUUAUGGGGGAGGCUAUGGUGGAAGUUCUGCAAGUUUCUAUGGUGGCUAUAGUGGAUAUGGAUAUGGAUUUGGGUAUGGUGGGCCCAUGUAUGGAAAUGCUGGAUAUGCUGCUGCCGGUUAUGGCAUUCCUGGUGGUUAUGCUGGUGCUGCUGGAUAUAGUGGUAGUCGAGGAUAUGGAGGAGUUGAUGGCGGUGGUGGUUAUGACAAUGGCAAGGGAUAUGAAAGGACUGGUAGUUCUGUGUCUGGAAGAUACCAUCCUUACAGAAAGUGAGAUAAAAUGGAAGAUACCAGUCUUACAGAAAGUGAGUGAAAAUCUCCUUACUUCAUAUUCUGGAUCAACAUCUGAUAAUGAUUGGAGAUUUCUUGGUCUCUCUCCUCAGAAGCAACUGGAGACUAAUCAGUUUCUUCUUGGAAGACAAAAAUGGAUUUAUUUUUCGAAAGUGGAAGCAUGUCUACUUCUUUGAACAUUUCUUGAUAGCUGCCCGAAGGGGUCAAUUAAAUGUAUUGUAAUUGUGAAAAGAAUUCGAAUGGUAGUGUUGAAUUUGCUAUACUUUGGUCUUCAAAAACUGUUUCAAUCAGAAGAUUAAUCUUUAGAAACUUUAA